AUGUACGACUUUAAGUGUAUUGAAUAUCCUAAUCUAAUUGGAACUACUGUCCUGGUAAAGUGUACAGGACCCAAUGGUGCGGGUCCUGAGUGGCUGCCCAUAAAGCAGGAUUGGAGUGAGAGAUGGUGUACACUUUCUGGACCCUAUACCGAAGAUUUUGCAAAGCGAAUCGAUGCCUUCGCCACCCGGGAAACCGAUGUCUUCUUGGUAUCCGUCAUGAAGAGCGGUUCCACUUGGAUGCAGGAGUUGGCUUGGCUUUUGCUUAAUAAAUUGGACUACGAAGGAGCUCUCAGCGAAUACGGCAAUGUUCGCAAUCCUUAUCUAGAACACUCGGGUAUCGACGAAGCCUUCCCAGGAAAUUCAUUAGAAACAUGUGAUAAAAUCCAGACUAAUCCCCGAUUGAUCAAAUCCCAUUUACCUGCACAAUUCCUGCCCAGACAAGUCUGGACUCAAGGACGUAAAAUCAUUUAUGUGGCUCGAAAUGCCAAAGAUGUUGUAGUAUCUACAUAUCACUACCUUUACGGCAUCGGUGUUUGGGAAGGGAGUUUGGACCAGUUUGUUGAUAGCUUCAUUGAUGAUAAGAUAACAUUUAAUCCGCAUUGGGCACAUGUUAUCGACUUUUAUAGAAUGCGUUCUGAAGAGAAUAUAUUUUUCGUAACCUACGAGGAAAUGAUUCGAAAUCUCGAGGAUGUGAUCAGGAGAUUAUCUCGUUUCGUGGGCUGCCAAGACUUGAGUGAUUGUGAAAUGGAGAAACUCUUAAACCACUUAAAGUUUAAGAAUAUGAAAGAGAGCAAGUUUGGCAACCACACCAAUUUCUUCAAGACUUUUCAUGAAACCAAAGAUGAUUUUGAUUUUAUGCGUCGUGGAAUAAUUGGCUCUUACAAGGAUGAAUUAAGCUCUGAGCAAGUGGACAAAAUUGAUAAAUGGACGCAAAGAUGUCUGCAGGAAUAUGGAAUUAGUGAAUCGGACAUUUUUGGUGAAAUAUAA
Molecule: messenger RNA, 987 nt
Organism: Drosophila kikkawai
Lineage: Eukaryota; Metazoa; Arthropoda; Insecta; Diptera; Drosophilidae
Product: sulfotransferase 1B1-like
Biological process (GO): sulfation
Cellular component (GO): cytoplasm
Molecular function (GO): sulfotransferase activity
Source: RefSeq, a predicted model, not a curated record